Gadus morhua (Atlantic cod) is the source of this 4453-nucleotide messenger RNA. RefSeq names its product ral guanine nucleotide dissociation stimulator. Bases 439 to 2811 code for a protein of 790 amino acids. The transcript has 18 exons. Gene Ontology annotation, biological process: Ras protein signal transduction. Gene Ontology annotation, cellular component: plasma membrane. Gene Ontology annotation, molecular function: guanyl-nucleotide exchange factor activity. The record is from RefSeq and is a predicted model, not a curated record. NCBI's taxonomy places the organism in Eukaryota, Metazoa, Chordata, Actinopteri, Gadiformes, Gadidae.
CCUUGGAGGAGGAGAUAGCCAGAGCAUCCAUUUAAUAUAUCAGUGUUAUAGAGCUCCCAUCCACAGUCACACCGACGAUGGAGUCCAAUAUACAGGCCUUUAUAAUCCUAUAAAGAUCGGGUCCGCGGGAUGCGAUCUAACGGGUUUAUCUUCUGACGUCAGAGAGAAGAAAAACAUCAUGAUGGAUGAAGAGAAUUAAAAUGAUAGAUAAUCACUGGGAUUCCGUAGCUAGGCUAACUAGCUAACUGGGUUUUCCUUGAUCGCCCGUCGAUGUUUUUUUUCCCAAGGAUUUAAUCUGAAGAGCAUUUCUGUGUAUUUCGAGAUGUUGGACAUUUAGAGAAUUGGUUCGUGCUCUCAUCUCCUGCUGUGGAUCAGUGAUCUGAACUUGUGUUGACAGCGACUCCAUGAAGGUGACGAUUGGAUGAUGAGGGAGAGAGUAUGAUCAUGUUGGAGAAACAGAGCUCCACCCAGGAGAUAGGAGAGGAGGAAGAGGAUGGGGCGGUCUUCACCAUCACCCUGAGGAAGUUGCAGCUGCACCAGUCGGCCAGUAAGGGGCAGCGAUGGCUGGGCGUGGACACAGACUCCGCCCUCAGCCUCUACGAGACCUGCAAGGUGCGCACCAUCAAGGCGGGGACGCUGGAGAGGCUGGUGGAGUACAUGUUGAAGGCGUUCCGCGGGAAGGACUCCAGCUACGUCACCAUCUUCCUGUGCACCUACCGCUCCUUCGCCAGCACGCGGCAGGUCCUCGACCUACUGCUCAACAGGUAUGCUAAACUCCAGAACCUUCCAGCCAUGGCGGCCCACAGAGUGUGUGAGGACGACCGCAUCGAACUGAGGAACACGGUGUCGUCUAUCCUGGGCGCGUGGUUGGACCAGUACUCUGAGGACUUCUGGUCGCCCCCGGACUACGGCUGUCUGCACCAGCUGCUGUCCUACCUCCAUAAACACUUCCCAGGCUCGGACCUGGAGCGCCGCGCCCACAACCUACUGGCCCACUUCCACCGCCGGCAGGUCAUCGAGCCAGACCCCGACGCGGAGCAUAUCGGCUGUCCCUUCGCCACACAGGAAGAGAGCGGCUUCGAGGAUGAACUCCCAAUGCUCAGCUUCCUGUCCUUUGACCCCAUCAUGGUGGCGGAGCAGUUCACCCUCAUGGACGCUGACCUGUUUAAGAGAGUGGUUCCCUACCACUGUCUAGGGGGGAUCUGGUCCCAGAGGGAUAAGAAGGGGAAGGAGCAUGUGGCCCCCACCAUCCGGGCUACUGUCGCCCAGUUCAACUCCGUCACCAACUGCGUCAUCACCACCCUGCUUAGCACGCCGCUGCUGAAGGCCAGCCAGCGGGCGCGCCUGCUGGAGCGCUGGGUGGAGGUGGCCCGGGAGUGUCGUAUACUUAAGAACUUCUCCUCUUUGAGAGCGAUCCUCUCAGCACUGCAGUGUAACGCCAUCCACCGCCUGAAGCGCACCUGGGAGGAAGUUUCCAGGGAAAACUUUCGUACCUUCCGGGAGCUGUCAGAGAUCUUCUCAGACGACAACAACUACUCCCUGAGCAGAGAACUUCUGGUCAAGGAGGGAACGUCCAAGUUUGCAACGCUGGAGCUCAAUCCCAAACGCACCCAGAGGAGACACCAGCAGCAGAGAGAGCUGGGAGUCAUGCAGGGUACUAUCCCCUAUCUUGGAACCUUCCUGACAGACCUGGUGAUGAUGGACACAGCCAUGAAGGACUACACAGAGGGAGGGCUGAUCAACUUUGAGAAAAGGAGAAAGGAGUUCGAGGUUAUAGCUCAGAUCAAACUGCUCCAGCUAGCCUCUAACAACUACAGCUUCACGCCCGACGGCCACUUCAGAGACUGGUUCUCCAGCGUGGAGAGACUCAGCGAGGCCGAGAGCUACCACCUGUCCUGUGAGAUUGAGCCUCUGUCUGAGUCGGCCAGCAACACGCUGAGGGCCAAGAAGAACGGAGGCAUCAUCAAACGCUGGAGCGAUCGUCAGCUGGAGGCGGGGGCCAGUGGGGCUCCGGGCUCCCACCAUUCCAAGUCUUUUGACCAUGCCCCCAGCAGGCCGUACCAAAGCAGUGGAGGCGGAGGGGGGGGGGACAGCGGGGACGCUUUGAGCGUGACGUCAGUCAGCUCCAGUGGUUCCGACCUGGAGGACGUCAAUGCCAGCUUCCUGUCCGACUCACCGGAGGUCCACGAGAGGAAGACAUCGACUCCUUCGGUCAAACAUUCAAUUUCUGUUCUGGGACGAGAGACGCAUGUUACUGAGACUGCCUCUACGUUCUGGGAGUGCACAUCGCUGUCGUCCCUCGACACAUCUGGCUCCGCCUCCGGCUCCAGCAGCACCUCCUCCUCCUCUGCCUCCUGCUCCACCCCUCUGGCCGCCUCCCGCUCCCACAAGCGCUCUGCCUCGGCCGUCUCAAACUACUCCACCCUGUCACUGCCGCUCUACAACCAGCAGGUGGACGACUGCUGCAUCAUCAGGGUCAGCCUGGACGUGGAGAACGGAAACAUGUACAAGAGCAUACUGGUCACCAGCCAGGACAAGACCCCGGCGGUGAUCCGUAAGGCGAUGAUCAAACACAACCUGGAGAGGGAGAAGGCCGAGGACUACGAGCUCAUGCAGAAGAUAUCUGAGGAGAAAGAACUGCGUAUCCCUGACAACGCCAACGUCUUCUAUGCCAUGAACUCCACUGCCAACUACGACUUUGUGCUGAAGAAGCGCGGCCCCACACGCCCACUGCGCGCCAAGAGCGUCACCAGCUCCACACUACCACGCAUGAAGCAGAAAGGCCUGAAGAUCGCCAAGGGCAUCUUCUGAUCUCCUCUCCAUCCUCCUCCUCCUCUCCUCCUCAACCUCCUCCUCUCCUCCUCAACCUCCUCCUCAUCGUCCUAUCCUCUUCCCUAUCCUCCUCUCCUCCUCACCUUGGAGAGAUGAACAUAGCGUUGGCGUUGAAUACUGGGACACAGAGACGCUUGCUCUGAGUAACACCCCCUCACCAGGACUCUAUCAUGGCUGCCAGCUCUCUGUGCUCCGCAGGACAGGAUGUGAUGUCAUCGCUGCAGCCAUGUUGAAAGGGGGCUCUUGCGCUCUGUGGCGUUUUCAGCUGUGAACACGGUUUAACAUACCGGUAGUGCGAAAAUUACUGCUUACGUGUAUACAAACGAGAUGUCAUAACAGGUGGGAGGUGGACUUUUAACCUGCGUGGACCAACCAGGUGUUAAACCAGGGGUGAAUGAUUUUAACCUGUGUGAGGUGGCCAUGGAUCACAUGGCACUGUUUUUUUUACUGAACGAUAUCUCACUCUGUCAUGGGUUGAGGUCCUACUUGGGUGUCUGUUCUGGACCAGACCUGUGUGUACAUAGAACAUCCCUGGCGAUGUUUGAUUGGACCAUGAGCUGCACCUUAAUGGAUCAACAGCGCUUAAACAACUGAAAGAUACUCUCUCUCUCUGCUCCAGCUCUCAGUCUCUCUCUUGCUGGAAUGGCAGGGGGUGGUUUCUCUGUGGUUACUAUGGGUAACCAGCGACACACCGCCAUGUCGGAUUAGUGACCACAUGACCUGGGAUAUAAUGCUCUUUCUGAUUGGCUGUGAUUCUUGCUGAAUGAUGAUGUCAUUAACCUGGUUUGAGUUGAUCAGUGUUUGGUGCCCCAGCAGGGAUGGGUGGGGUGGUGGGUCAGUGGGUCUUUGAUCACUGCUGGCAAUGGAGUGUUGUGAUUGGUGGUCGAGGUGAUGUGAGGGAUGGUAGAAGGGUCAGAGUUUUGGUCCAGUUUACACUACAGUACAUCUAACGAGGUUCUACCAGUCUGUCUUGGGCCAAAGACUCAGGCGGAAGUGUGAUUGAUAUUGUCCUUAAAGCUGCCAAAUUCCAGCUAAAACAUCUCGGCUCCACACAGCUCUUUGCUUAACCAUCACCUGCUCCUUCUUGUCCUGACACGCUAGCGCAACACGCUAACACAACACACUACGCAUACGCACAACACAACACGCUACCACAACACUCUACGUUUACACACAACACAACAUGCUACAUCAACACAACACACUACAACAACACAGUUUGCUUACUCAAAACUCAACACGCUACAAUUACACACUACGUUUACACACUACCACAACACACUACGCGUACGCACUGCACAACACCCUACAACAACAUACUGCGCUUACGCACAACACAACAUGCUACCACAACACACUACACUGAUGCAAAACACAACAUGCUACCACACUACACCGACGCACAACACAACAUGCUACCACAGCACACUACUCCGACGCACAACACAACAUGCUACCACACUACACCGACGCACAACACAACAUGCUACCACAACACACUACUCUGACGCACAACACAACAUGAUACCCCAACAGACUACCGAAACCCACUACCACGGCACACUAACACCACACGAGUCAACCGUGAUGCGCAUCACAACCCGGUACCACAACACUGUAC